AAUGCAGAUUAGUCAGUUAGCUUUUAUUUUAUUGUUCACAGGAGACCUUCAUGGAAAUUUCCCUGAUCUUAUCAAUUUUGAGAAAACAUUAUGGGGUCUUGGUCCAACACUUACACCAAGUUGUUUCUUAUUUCUUGGAGACUAUGUUGACAGAGGGGCUUACAGUGUUGAGGUUAUAGCUUAUCUUUUUGCUUAUAAAGUUCAGAAUCCAAAGCGGAUAUGGCUUCUCAGAGGAAAUCAUGAGAUCAGAGAAGUACAAUUGAGGUACACAUUCCUCAAAGAAGCAACAACAAAAUUUGGAGAAACUUUAGGAAAACAAGUGUGGCAAUCAGUAAACUUGGCAUUUGAUGCUUUACCAUUAGCUGCUGUUAUUGAUGACAGGGAAGACAUGCCUGUGCAGAUGAUAAAUAUACGUUUGUAUCUGUCUUCUGUUCAGAAACUGAAUCUAACUCUUAACAUCUCUUUCCUAUCUAUCUCAGACUCCAAGGUCUUUCUUACUUCAUUCAACAAAUAUCAUCCACAGAACUUUACAGGCAAGGCAGUUUUUUAG
Messenger RNA from Schistocerca nitens (vagrant locust), 550 nucleotides. RefSeq lists its product as uncharacterized. Gene Ontology annotation, cellular component: nucleus; cytoplasm. Gene Ontology annotation, molecular function: protein serine/threonine phosphatase activity. The transcript is spliced from 3 exons. Bases 2 to 550 code for a protein of 182 amino acids. Lineage: Eukaryota; Metazoa; Arthropoda; Insecta; Orthoptera; Acrididae. The record is from RefSeq and is a predicted model, not a curated record.